Messenger RNA from Racocetra fulgida, 149 nucleotides. The record is from the annotation of a GenBank genome assembly. NCBI's taxonomy places the organism in Eukaryota, Fungi, Glomeromycota, Glomeromycetes, Diversisporales, Gigasporaceae.
AUACAAAAUUUUCUUAUUCAAAGCUUAGUUCUGCUCAAUUAAAAAGACUUAACGAUGAACUAUCAGCAAGGUCUAAGUGGAAGGUUGAUCAAAAAUGUUUAUGUAUACGUAGUUCAGAAUGUGAAAUAUAUACUGACCAAAUUGAGCGA